UACCGUUUUACCCGUAUCGUGGUGUUUUGAAAAUCCGUGUUAAGAAAUCCAGGAAAAUGCUUCGAAUUGCUGCGAAUAAUGGUUUGGUCCGGGCAUUUUCCCUGCUGCAGAUCGCCUCCCGCACCGGGUCAGCACCCGUGUGUUACGCCAGGAAACAUUCCACACUCGUGUCCGACAUCCGGCCGGAGAUCCUGCGGCCUUCCGUUCCGGCAUUACAUAAUUCCCGGUCUACGAGUUUCUUCAACAAACUGCCGGCCGAACAGAUAUGGAAAGGAGUGAUCUCGGUCAGUAACGCCGGCAAGAAACGAGGCCGCGGCAAAGGAUCCGGUCGAAUAACGGCGAAGGAUUUGAACAAGGGACAGGUGAUUGGCAUGGGCAAAGCCAACAUCGUAUGGCCGGGCCUUUCGGCCCCCGUGGUCCGGGGACGCGAAUUGGUUCAGCAACAGCGUCUGCCGGAAGACAAGGAGCGAGAGGCCAAACUGAGACGCAUUCGCGACGAAAUGGUCAACUUCAAGCGUCUCAAACUAAGCCCACUGGAACGGGGCUGGUCGGGCUCGAAGAUGCCGGGCCGCAGCCUCGGGCCACCGGACGCGAUCGGAGAGGAUGAGUUUGUUGGAUUCGACGCCAAGUGUCUGGAGCUGAAGGCGGUCGUCAACAUGAAAGGCAAUCACGGACGUAAGCGGCGCGUUUCGGCCAUGGUCGUCACAGGGAAUGGAAACGGAUUGGCCGGAUUCGGGUUCGGAAAGGCGAUCGAGGGUCGGGCGGCCCUUCGACAGGCAAAGAACCGUGCCGGUCAGAAGCUGAUGCACAUCGAGCUGUGCAACGGAAACACGGUGUUCCACGACUUCCAUUGUCAGUUCGGUGCCACGAAACUGUUCGUCGAACGCAAACCGGAAGGCUACGGGUUAAGGUGUCACCGAGCGAUACGCACUGUGUGCGAAGUGCUCGGAAUCAAGGACCUGCGGGCAAAGUGUGAAGGGUCCACCAACGUGCAGCACGUUGUGAAGGCGUUCUUUAUCGGAUUACUGCAACAGAAGCAUCAUCAACAGAUAGCGGAAGAGAAGGGGCUGCACGUGGUGGAGUUCCGGCCGGAAACGAAGAACUUCCCAAAGGUGGUCGCAAGUCCGUCGCGGUGCCGCACCGAGGAAGAGAUUGAAAACAACGAAAUCCUCGACUUCACCCAGUACUGCAUGGGCGGUAAGAUUCAGCUGCAAAAGAAAAAGUUCCCGCCCUUCUACACCAAAUUCCGCUCGUGGGAUAUCUACAUGAAGAAGCAAGAAUAUCUGCGAAACCAGGACAAGGUGCGAAUACGGAUGCUGGCCGAGACGGGAGAGGUGCGCAGCUUUUUGACCGAAAAGUAUCCCGAAUGUCGAAUGGGUCCCGGUCGGAAGGAGGAAUAAGCCCA
This is a messenger RNA of Anopheles darlingi, 1405 nucleotides long. It is a transcript of the gene mRpS5, whose product is annotated as 28S ribosomal protein S5, mitochondrial. The transcript has 2 exons. Gene Ontology annotation, cellular component: ribosome. The coding region runs from base 57 to 1400 and encodes 447 amino acids. Lineage: Eukaryota; Metazoa; Arthropoda; Insecta; Diptera; Culicidae. Gene Ontology annotation, molecular function: structural constituent of ribosome; RNA binding. Gene Ontology annotation, biological process: translation. The record is from RefSeq and is a predicted model, not a curated record.